AUGGCUGGAGCCCGUGACACGUUGUAUAUUAUUCCUGACACCGAUCAACCUGCCUUCGGGGAAGUGAACCAGCUCGGGGGGGUGUUUGUCAACGGGAGACCCCUGCCCAAUGCCAUCAGGCUGCGGAUUGUGGAACUGGCGCAACUGGGUAUCAGGCCGUGUGACAUCAGCCGGCAGCUCCGCGUUUCCCACGGCUGUGUCAGCAAAAUCCUGGCUCGCUACAACGAGACCGGCUCCAUCCUACCGGGGGCUAUCGGCGGCAGCAAACCUCGGGUCACCACUCCCACGGUGGUAAAACAUAUCCGGACCUACAAACAAAGGGAUCCGGGCAUCUUCGCCUGGGAGAUCCGGGAUCGCCUGCUGGCCGAUGGCGUGUGUGACAAGUACAACGUGCCGUCGGUUAGCUCCAUCAGCCGCAUCCUCCGGAACAAAAUCGGGAACCUGUCUCAGCAGAGUCACUACGAGUCUUACAAGCAGCACCAGCCGCCCCCACAGCCUGCUCUGUCCUACAACCACAUCUACCCCUACCCCAGCCCCAUCGCUGCUGCAGGAGCCAAGGUGUCCACACCUCCCGGAGUGCCGGCGAUCCCCAGCACCAUGGCCAUGCCCAGGACGUGGCCGUCCUCUCACUCGGUGACGGACAUCCUGGGGAUCCGGUCCAUCACAGACCAAGCAGUGAAUGACACUUCGCCUUACCCCAGCCCCAAGGUGGAGGAAUGGAGCAGCUUGGGCCGAAACAGCUUCCACCCGCCGACCCAGCAUGCCGUGAACGGGUUGGAGAAGAGCUCCCUCGAGCAGGAGGCCAAGUACAGCCAGGCACCCAAUGGCCUCCCAGCCGUCAGCAGUUUCGUGUCCGCACCGGCCAUGCCUCCCUACGCCACCCCGGCCCAAGUGUCACCUUACAUGCCGUACAGCGCCGCUCCAUCCAGCUACAUGGCGAGCCAUGGCUGGCAGCACGCUGGGGGCACCCCGCUGUCCCCCCACAGCUGCGACAUCCCCGCCUCGCUGGCCUUCAAGGGCAUGCAGACUGCCAGGGAGGGCAGCCACUCUGUCACAGCCUCUGCCCUCUGA
Lonchura striata (white-rumped munia) is the source of this 1071-nucleotide messenger RNA. NCBI's taxonomy places the organism in Eukaryota, Metazoa, Chordata, Aves, Passeriformes, Estrildidae. The record is from RefSeq and is a predicted model, not a curated record.